UUGCCUAUUUUAACAAGCCUUUAAAUAAAUAAAUGCUGAAUAAAUGAUAAUUAAUUUUAUGGUUGGGUGAAUAGCAAUUGAUUUGAAAGUAUUUUUUAAAUUCAUUUCGCCUUGUAAUUAAACUGAGCUGAGCUUAUAAAUGUUACAAUGAUAACAUGUGGAAUACAGCUCAGGUUUAGUUAAUUAUUAAUAACCAAUUAUCGAUAUCCGGAAUUACUCAAUACUAGAAAAUUAUUUUAUUAUUAUUACCAUACUUAAGGAUCUUAUUAUUUUAAAUUUACCUAAUAUAUUCCAACUUAUCAUGACUUUACAAUGCUCCUUUGCAGGCUGCUUGUAAUAAAUUGUUUCCUUAGAAAUGUCUGGUAGGCCAAGACCUGUCACUGCAACUGUGACAAAGCCUUUGUAAGUUACCUUACUUAAUAAUGCUUAAUAACUUAUGAUUAUGUCAAGUUAUGAUUGACUAACCAUUUAUUUAAUAUUAUUUCCAUUGCAAAUAAAUAAUAUUGGACAUUGGUGUAGACUACAGUGCAGUUUGUUUUAUUGCAUAGACAAAUUUUUUAGUUUUAACAUUUGUAUUAGUCAGUUAAAUAGUAUUAGUAUUAUUAGUAUGCCACUUACAAAACCUGCUCUGCUAAAUAACUUCUGCUUGAUUUUGAGAAAAAGCUGUUUUUGUAAAUUAACUUUAUAUAGGUAAUAUAGCAAUUAUAUAUUUGUUACGUUGACAUUUUGGACUAAUAAAAAAAAUUAGGCUUUUAAUUCAUUAAAUGCAUAAAAAAUACUGUAGAGUAUGUCUCACUUUCAAACUAAAAGUAAUUAAAAUUUAAUCUAAAGCAAACUUCAAUAUUAAACUAUUAAAUUUAUAAAAGUGACAUCUUCUGUCAGAAUACAUCCAUCACGCAAGAUCUUUACACCCUCCUCCCCUUACCCUUUCCUGUGUCACAAACUGUCUCACUUUUCUAAACCCCUUUCCCCCCCCCCUUCCAAAGCGUGCCAUACUUUAUGGAUGGCCCCAAAAUGGAUGAAUCAAUUUUUUUUAAAAAAAGUGACUUAGUAGGUUUUGCAAGUGACCUUAUCAUUAAUUAACUGCAGCAGAUUUUUUUACUUUAACUCAAGAUUAAGUAAGAUAUCAGUGUAAUAUCACUAAAUUCCUAACUAGAUUCUUCUCACUUACCAUAAUAAGUUUUUUUUUCAUACUUAAAGAAUUUAAAGUUCAUGUUAUUUAGAAGUUCAAAAGGAACAGCAAAAGAAAUUUGAAAUAAUCUCAACUUUAUUGCAAAAAUGACUCAUUAACAUUAUUCCUUUUAACAGAUGGAUGCAAGUUCCUAACCCUGCGACUAUCAGAAAAAUUCGCCGAAGGUCUUUAGAAUCCUCAGGAUCUACAGCAUCAUUAACAUCAUUGUUAGAACACAGUAGUUAUGACAGUGCUUCUGAAGAUGAAAUAUACUCUGAAAGAGUCAUACCAAUGGCAUAUGACUCUGAUAAUUCAGAUAGAGCUAAACAACAAAGACAAACAACUUUCAUAAAAUCUAGUUCAAAUUCCAGGUCAAUGUUCUUGAAAUGUUAUAACAUUUAGGAUUGCUUAUGAUAAAUUACAGAGGAAACAAACUCUACUACUAUGGUCAUGGUUAAAUAAUCAUAUUUUAUUUUUUACAGCAAUAACAACUUAAGUUUAAAGUGGUUUUAUAAAGAUAAACUUAAAUAUACUAAGUCAGAUAGCCAUCUACAAACUGAGCUUGUGCAUCCGUUUUAUUUUUUAAAAAAUUUUUUUAGGUUUACCUAAUUGCAAAAAGGGUAAAUUAAUGUCAAAUACUCCUUUAAUGCACCGACUUCAUUGUGGGAUUAAAAUCUUUGCUUUUUUCAGAUCUCCUUCUCCAGGAAAGUCAUCCCGUUCAGAAAAUAACUUAUCAGCAUGGGAAAAAUGGGUGAUUGAGAAAGCUAAAGAAGAACAAAAGAAAAAGAUAGAAGAUAACCGUAAAAAAGAGGAAGAGAAGAGGGUGAAGGAGAAAUUAGAGCAAGAAAAACGGAUCAAAAAUCUUAAAGGCUUAGUGUUACAGCAAUCGUGGACAGAAAAGAAACACCAGGAGCUCAUGCUGCAAAAGAAGUUAGAAAAAAUGAGAAUACAAAAUGAGAAACGCAAGAAAGCAGAGAUUGACCAGCAAAUAAGGCAAAAGGCAACAGAGAAGUUUGCAGAGUGGCAAGAUAAUAAGAGAAGGGAAGAAAAAGAAAGAAGGCGGAAAAAGAAAGAAGAAGAGCAGCAUCGGCAGCAAGAAGAAGCUAGGAGAAAACAACUUGCUGAACAAAAGUUUCAAGAAUGGUUGAAAGAGGCACACAAAAGACCUAAAUCUGCACCAAACAGUUUUGGUUAUCUUUCAGGGAAAAUGACAGGUGAGAAAUUUAGUUCAUAUCAAUGUAAAAAAAAAAAAGUCAAAUAUUUUAAUCUAUUUUUUUUUUUUAAAUUAAUGAUUUAAAAAAUUUUAUACCAGUAGGCAGAAUAAUCCUUUUUUUUAUUUUUUACUUAAAAUUAAUCCAAGUAAAAACAAUUACUUUUUUAAUUUAAUCCUUACAAAUAAACAGUUUUGGUUAACUUUCAGGGAAAAUUACAGGUGAGAAAUUUAGUUUAUAUCAAUGUAAAAAAAAAAAAGUCAAAUAUUUUAAUCUAUUUUUUUUUUUUAAAUUAAUGAUUUAAAAAAUUUUAUACCAGUAGGCAGAAUAAUCCUUUCUUUUAUUGUUUACUUAAAAGUAAUCCAAGUAAAAACAAUGACUUUUUUAAUUCAAUCCUUACAAAUAGGCCAGGGAAAUAGUUAUGAUUUAUCUUAUGUUAGUUUUAUAUAUCCUAACCAUUCCAGCAUAUUUUCUUGGUCAAGAUAUUAUAUACGUUUUCAGGCUAUCAUGACCGCAGUGCCUACCCCCAGCCAAGUUUCUUCAACCCCAUUCCUUGGCAGCCUCCAGCUAUUCCAACUGUAUUGCAGAAAACAGAGAAGACUCACAGAUCUAAGCCUAAGAUUUACAAAUGGAAUCCAGACAAAUACUUUUAAUAUUACUCAAGUGAAAAUUUAUUGGCCUAGUACUUCAUUUUUUAAAAUGCCUUUGCCUUGCUUUAGAUACAACAACAAAGAGGGUAGCUUUAAAAUAUUGGCACAUGCUCAAAGCUUAUGUGAUAUCUUGAUUAACUUUGUAAUCUCUAUCACAAGAUAACAUUACAUGUAAUAAACUUUUUUGUUUGCACCUUAAAAGCCCGAUGGGUUUGCCCUGCUGCAUUACUGAACCAAAUUAUAUUUGAAAUAUAAAAUGUGUGAAUGUGUUGGACUCUGGAAUUUUCAAAAUUAAUUUUAUGGAUUUUAGUUAUUAUGCUAAUUUAGUAGAUCAUGUUAUUCCUACAAAUUCAUAUCUUUUACAGGUUUCCGCCCAUGUUACACAUCUGGUGAAGCUAAAUCAUGUCAAACUUUUAGCCUGAAAAGUCUGUAGUUCUUAAGUUAUAACUCAAUUUUUUAAAUCUUUGUAUUUAAAGGUAGAAAUAUGUAUCCUUAAUAAUAGUUUAUUUAUUUUAUAAUAAAAGUUUAAAUGUAAGCAAAAUAUUGUAUUUGAAUUUAUU
Messenger RNA from Lymnaea stagnalis (great pond snail), 3592 nucleotides. The record is from the annotation of a GenBank genome assembly. Lineage: Eukaryota; Metazoa; Mollusca; Gastropoda; Lymnaeidae.